This is a messenger RNA of Poecile atricapillus (Black-capped chickadee), 4950 nucleotides long. RefSeq names its product GAS2-like protein 3. Gene Ontology annotation, biological process: actin crosslink formation. Gene Ontology annotation, cellular component: actin filament. The transcript is spliced from 8 exons. Lineage: Eukaryota; Metazoa; Chordata; Aves; Passeriformes; Paridae. The record is from RefSeq and is a predicted model, not a curated record. The coding region runs from base 22 to 2157 and encodes 711 amino acids. Gene Ontology annotation, molecular function: microtubule binding; actin filament binding; cytoskeletal adaptor activity.
ACUAAUGUAAAGCAGGUGACCAUGCAGAAUGCGGUUCAGGUGUGGUUUGGAGAUGAGCUUCCCUUGAGCCCCCGAAGUCCUCUGACUCCGAGACACGGGCCGGGUUUGGCAGAUGUGUGCCUGUACGACCAAUGGAUAUCUGUGCGGCAUGAAGCCACUUUGGUGCCUAUGCAAGAGGAUCUCUCAAUCUGGCUCUCUGGCUUGCUGGGAAUGGAAGUCAAAGCAGAACAACUGCUAGAAGAACUUGAUAAUGGGGUACUGCUUUGCCAACUGGUUGAUGUUCUUCAAAACACAGUUAAAAAAUGUUGUAGCACAAAUAACUUAAGGAAUUUUCCUAUGAGAAAAGUUCCAUGUAAGAAGGAUGCUCCAUCAGGAUCUUUUUUUGCCAGAGAUAAUACAGCCAACUUUCUUAAGUGGUGUAGAGCCAUUGGAGUUGAUGAGACAUACCUCUUUGAAUCUGAAGGCUUAGUGUUGCACAAGGAUCCAAGACAAGUGUAUCUUUGUCUGCUGGAAAUUGGGCGCAUUUUAUCCGGGUAUGGAGUUGAACCUCCUGUACUUGUAAAACUAGAGAAGGAAAUUGAGCUAGAAGAAACCCUGCUGAUGAACUCUGGGCCACCAUCACCUCCUAGCACACCAAAGUCAUGUUGUCACCAUGGGGAGCUACACGAGGCAGUAAAACAUAUAGCAGAAGAUCCUCCCUGCAGUUGUUCCCAUCGAUUUUCAAUUGAAUACUUAUCAGAGGGACGUUAUAGGCUGGGAGAUAAAAUACUCUUCAUACGAAUGCUGCAUGGCAAGCAUGUGAUGGUACGUGUUGGUGGAGGCUGGGACACUCUUCAAGGUUUUCUGCUCAAAUAUGAUCCAUGCCGAGUGCUUCAGUUUGCAACUCUGGAACAGAAAAUCCUGGCAUUUCAGAAAGGGGUCACCAGUGACAGUGUCCCCAGCUUGUCAGCUAGAAAUCAGGAGCCUCCUCUAAUGAAUCCAAUGUCAGCUGUCAAUAUGUUUCAAAAGCAGCCAUCAAAAUCUCCUGCUCCUGUUUUAGGUCUUGGGGCCAGUGCCAAGAAGGCUUUAUCUAAAUGUCCUCAGUCCCCUGCCCUGGCAUCACCAAGAGUGCCUGUUACCCCAUCUUCCACUGCCAAGUCAUCAACAGUCAGGUCUAAAUUACAAGGAUCCUCAGCAACAGGUGUGCAGUCUUCUUUCAAACCAUUAGCUGGCACCUCGAAGAAACAGGAGUCUCCUGCAUGCAACUCACCAGCUUCUGCUCUUUCACAGCCUGGAAGCAAAAGUUCUUCAGGUGCAGGAUCAAGAACAGCUCUUGUUCCCUCUGAAACGCUGCGCAAACGUAUUCGGUCCCCUGAUACUGCCAAGGUGAAAUUUGCCCUGCCUCGGGGCUCCCCAGCACCAGCAGCCCAUCCUGUCCUCUCACCCUCUAAAAAACAACCAUCUCUCUUGUCUGGGACAGCUGGGACAACGACUUCAAAACAGAAGUGUGUCCCUGCUAAAUGCAAACCUGUACCUGCCACUAAAACCAAAGCGAAUUUGGUCGCUUCCAGGGCUGCUCGGCUGCCGGUUACAAAUCUGCGCACUGUUGCCAAGUUUGCACAUUCUCAGCAACUCCUUGCAAAACCUCUUGAAAAUGAUAUUCAGAUCUCAGGUGCUGGGUCUCAGCAUCCUCAGAAAGCCCCACAAACAAGUUCUCAUCUUGCAAGGAACUUGAAAACUGCUUCCGAGCUAAAACUUUCUGCUUCUGCACCCUCCCUUGCAUUAAGCAAAGCAUCAAAGUCACCACCUCCAUUGUUACCUACAAGCAAAAAUGUGUCAUCAGCGGGCAGCAAGCAGCCAAAUGCCAGUAAUCCCCCUCAGGUUGGACCCUCUUUAUCCAAACCUGCUGAACGCACACCUUUGUCUGUUGUAAGGCUUCCUCAAACUUCAGCCAAAGCUGCAGUGACCAAAAAGCCAGCACAGCCUUCCACAAAAGGUCAGCAUUCAACCAAAAACUUGCAAACAAACAAAAGCUUGGCCCUAGCAGCCAAGAAGCCACUCCCAAAGGAGCAGGCAUAUAACAAAGGAACACCUGGUGUGUCAAAAGUUCCUCCUCCGAAGAGUAGGCAAGAUGAUCACUAUUUUGUCAUGACAGGGACUAAAAAGCCCAGAAAGUAAACUAAUUUGUUACUUUCUGUGGAAGUCUGUGUUGUUCAAAAGGGCCUCUUGUAACUACUACUCUGAGGACAAGGAAAAAAGUUAAAUAACACUACAUUUGAUAUGAAAUAUUAAGUAUAACCUGCCUUUUGCUGCCUAACUUACUGUAAGAACGGUGUUUAUUUUGCGGUUUAGAAACGUCUAUUUGGACAUGUUUAGAAGUGAGCUUGCUUGCUGUGUAGCACUGUGGAAUGGCAAAUAUCCAUGAUCUGCUGCAGAAAAGUGUGGGAGAAGAAAGGGGAAUUAAGGCUGAAGCUUUUGCAGCAGAACUCUGGUGGUUCUGGCACAUCUGCAUUGAGGUGUGUGGCAAGCAACAGAGCUGUGCACAAGCUGUAAAAUUUCUAAUACCUCAAACAAAACUGUGGGUUUUGUUCACUGGUAUCCCAGAACCCAAAUCUGGGUCAUGUAUUUUGGAAAAAAGAAAUUUCUAGUCUUAUUUAGAUUUGACAGAUGCUGUUGUCAGUGUUCACUGUGCCUCCCCCCCCCAGUAUGCCUUAAAGUGGAUUCAGCUCACUUGGAAGUGGAGCUUGGUUUCUUUUAAGCUGGACACCAAUAAUCAUGGCCUUGAUUGCUCACUUUCAUUGUGCCUUUGCCUCUCAAAUUCAGAACAGAACUCUUCAGUGAGCAAUGCUACCUUUAAAAACCAGGGCAGAUAACCUUGCUUGGUCCAUGUUCAAAUCUGACUAGCUUUCCUAGCAAGCUCUUGCUGCAUGGAGAGAAAGUAGUUUCCCAAAGAGGAAUACGGUCUGCAUUUGCCUUUAAAUAUCUUAAAGUGCCAGGAAGCUAUGCAGUGUUUAUACCCAGCUCCUGAAGUCUUUCCAUGGGUUAAACAUUUGUGAUGCUGUACACCUUUACCCUUGAGAAGUGAGCUUCAUGGUAGAUUGAAAACUACUGCCUUUGGGAGUAGUGCUGUUUGGGUUAUUUUGGGGUUAAUGAACAGUUGUCCCUACAGACGCUGAGGAGCUCCGAAGGUCUUUGAAGACACACUGAUGGUUUCCAUAGACCAUCACUUCUGCCCUCCAUUCCCAGUCUAUUUACAGGCAGGAGUGGGUGUCACUGCCAUAGAGGCUUCUAGAUUGUGGAACACAGAAGUCUUUUUUAAAAGGAGAAGAGUUCCAUGGAAUACGUAGUUUCUGUUGUUGAGAGGCUUUAUUUUGUUGGGGUUUUUUUCCCCCUGGAACUAGAGUAAGCAAACGUCAUAAACUGAGUUCUCAUGCGAUGUGGCAGAGUCAUAGAGCAGCUUUUCUGAGCACCUUGUUAGCUUAUUUUAUUUAAUUUAUGAUUCUAUUUAUGCAUAUCUACUGUACAAUACUGCUCACAACCUGCUGGGAGUAAGCAGCAGAUGCCAGUAUCCAAACUGUAGGAAGAAAACAGAUCUGCUUUGAAAACGUGGACACAUGUCCCACAGGAUCCCAUACAAAGUUGUGUUUGGGAGAGGCCUUGGGCUUGCUUGUUUUGUAUGUACACUGGUCAAAGCCACUGCUACAGUGUUAGACAGAGUAUGGACUGUAGUGGGUUGCUGUCAGGUUUGAUAAAUCUGGCACGUGAUUUCAUAUGCUGAAAGCAUUUUACAGUAGAUGACUUCUGAUUUUUGGGCUUCUAAAUGGUGAGUUAUGUGAUAUAUCUCAUGCAGAUUAAUAGCUGACUUCUUGGGGUUUUCUUUCUGUAAUGGGUCUGGAAGAGAUAGAGUUAACUUUCUUCAUAGCAUCCUGUAUGGAGCUGUGUCUUAGAUUUAAAAUUGAAACCAAUGUUGAUAAUACACUGAUGUUUGGGCUGUUGCUGAGCAAACCUUUCCAGGGUCAAAUCUUUCUUUUUCCUGCUCUGCCCCUACAGUGAGUGGGCAAGAGGUUGGAAGUACAUGGCUGGGAACUGGCCAACCUGAGCUGGCCAAAGGGCUAUUCCAUAUCAUAAAGCAUCACCUCAACAAUAAAAAGAAGGAAGAGGUAGAGAAAGAAGGGCAUGCAGGUUUUGUGGCUUCUAAGGUGGCUGUUUGCCAGCUGGCUGGGCAUCAGUCUGUCUGUGGGAGUAGUGAAGGCUUGCCUUUGCAUCAUUUGGUGGUUUACUUUUCAUAUCUUCAUUCAUUAAACUCUUUAUCUCAAACAGUGAGUUUUGCUUUUGCUGCUCCCCUCUCCUUAUCUUGCUGGGGGUGGAGGAGAGAUAAGGGGAGUGAGAAGCUACAUAGGCACUUGGCUGCUGAGUGGGGUCAACCCACAGCUCCUUUUAAACCAUUUACAAGGGUUUUAGCAUCAAUUUUAACACUGAGGCUCUUGGAUCUCAGUGUAAGGCAACUUCAACACCUGCCUUUCUGAACUACAGAGAAAAUGGAGCACGUGGCUUCAUCUUUGUGGUAUAUGAUGUCAUGUAAUAGACUGAGUUUUAGAUUUCAAAAUGAAAUAAAAGUGCAUAAACUGUUACAAUUGAAAGCUUUAUCAGCUAAUCUGAAGUUACACAUGGGUAGACUUGGUUUGGUUUUAUUAUAAAAAUAGUGUAUUUGAGUGUGAUCCAACUCUGAAAAUUGUAGUUGCCAGCUGCAUAGUCAUGUAACAUGAGGUGAACCAAGAUAAGGUGUAACAAAGUACCUCCUAAUGGAAAUACAUACUAUUUUUGCAAUGUUUGUUGCCAAAUAGCAAGUCUAAUCUUCAGUUUAUAUGACCUUUUGUGAGGGAAAGAUAAUUUGGAGCAAGGAUCUGACUGAAUUCUCCAUGUGAUAUCAAUGUCCUCUGUAUGAGUACUUAUUUAAAAUAAACAUACACU